Molecule: messenger RNA, 516 nt
Organism: Phytophthora sojae
Lineage: Eukaryota; Oomycota; Peronosporomycetes; Peronosporales; Peronosporaceae
Exons: 1
Coding region: 1-516 (171 amino acids)
Source: RefSeq, a predicted model, not a curated record
AUGGUCCUGGAGGAGCCGACGCCGCGACGUAGAACUCCAGUAGUCAAAUCAGUGUCCUUCCAGAUGGAGGACGAGGACAGGAUGGACCCACAGUACAAGACCCACUUGCGGGGCGAGCUGGAGGUGCUGGAGCAGAUGCUGUGGGAGCUUGAGACCGAGACGGGUAGACCCAGCAGGCAGCGGACCCCGCAGAAGACGGAGAUGAAGCCGAGAAGCAAGUCGCGAGUGAGGAGAACGAGAUCGGUGACGAAGUUGAAGAGGAGACCGCAGACUCGGAAAGGAGAGAAGGAGGGAAGACAGGAUAAAAGCUACGGGGGAUCUACUCGGGGAGGGGCAGACGACGAGCGGGAUCUCGAAGAACCAGAGGCAGAAGGAGGAAACGAGGAGGAGGCGGGGUUGGAAGCAAAAGAACGACUCGGAGACGUAUGCUAUAGAUCUCUGGAGAUUGGUCUGGAGUUGGCUCGCAACAUGGAUACGGUGCGAGUGCGGACGAUUUUGGGGAAGGCUGAGUUUUGA